Molecule: messenger RNA, 3686 nt
Organism: Pseudophryne corroboree (corroboree frog)
Lineage: Eukaryota; Metazoa; Chordata; Amphibia; Anura; Myobatrachidae
Gene: WDR6
Product: WD repeat domain 6
Exons: 7
Coding region: 195-3494 (1099 amino acids)
Biological process (GO): tRNA methylation
Cellular component (GO): cytoplasm
Molecular function (GO): protein binding
Source: RefSeq, a predicted model, not a curated record
GCAGCUCUAUCAUAAGUGCUUAUAUUGGUUACAGGAGCGCGGUGUCUGUGCUGGGCUCAUUCUAGGCACAUCACUGAUAAGUAGCUGUCACUAUACUGAGCCGUCCAAGCAUGUUGUCAGAACAACCUGCAGAUAGCUCUCUGCUGCUUUUAUAGUGAUGGGACUACACAGAGGAACGAGUGUCUGAGGCAGAGAUGGAGCCCUUGCUACUGGUGGCCCCGAUUACCGCAUUAGAGUUUGUGGGUGACUUUCUUCUGGCGGGUGAAGGCCCUAAUCUAGCUGUUUAUAGCUUAAAAAGCGAUUCCCUUACGCCACGCAGGACUCCACAGAACGUGCUCCGGGGUUGUACUGUACAUGGGAUAAAGCCCUUUAGUGCGGCAGGCGUGGGAGUGGCAGAAUCUCUGCUGUGUGUGUUUGGGAGUAAAGCACUCAUCGUCCUGAAAAUAAGCAUCAUUGGGAAUGACAUAAACGUGUCCAGAACUUGUGAGCUCCGAGAGCUGCACGAUUGGAUAUGGGACGUUCAGUGGCUCGUAGAAGGCGCUCAGUCUGCUGCUCAUCUAGGUGUCGCCUUGGGCCACAAUUCUGUCGCCCUUUAUGACUAUAGCUAUGGAAGGGUCCUGAAAGAAGUUCACUGCUCUGAGAAGUGCAUCCUGUAUUCUGCCCACCUUGUGGGCGAGAAUUGGGACGGCCUUACGCUGGUCUCUGGGACGGUUUUCAACCAGCUAGUCAUCUGGAAUGUGUCUGAUGGAACAAAUCCUGAAGGAAGAGUAGAGCCUCGGAGGAGAAUAAGCGGCCAUCAAGGUGUAAUAUUUAGCAUAUUCUAUGAGAAGCAAAGAGGAAUUCUGGCUUCCGCCUCUGACGAUCGCAGCAUCAGGGUAUGGAAGGUGGGUGAUCUAGUGUACUCUGAUGGGGAAGUUCAGUGUCUUCAUGUGUUGUACGGGCAUCAGUCACGGGUGUGGUCAGUGAGACUUCUCCAAGACAACAUUGUCAGUAUCGGGGAAGACUCUGCUUGCAUUAUAUGGAGUUACUAUGGCGACAUUAUCCAUCGUUUCAAAGGCCACAAGGGUCGAGGCAUCCGAGCAGUCGCAGUUCAAGACCAGCUUGGUUGGGUAGCGACUGGGGGUGCAGACUCGGGUAUCAGGCUUUGGCACAUUAAAGAAAGAUCGUCCCCGUCUCCUGGGCUUUUAAACUUAAAUUUCAGCUCAUCUAAUGGCAUUGGAGCUCCAAAGGCAAUAGCAAUGGUGGAUACCCAUUGUGUUGUUGUCAUGACGGACACGGCUAGUAUAUACACUUACGAUUUUAUCAGCAAACGGUGGAACUUUGUAUUGGAGGAUGAGAACUACAGAUCAUACAGUCUCCUUGACGUGUAUAAAUCUUCAAGCAGCACCCUAUGUGCUAUAGGUAAUAUAACAGGCGGCGUAAAGGUCUUCUCUCUUUCACCUGUUCAGACUUACACAGAACUCAAGCCUCAUGAUGGUAAAGUGCACAGUUUGACUUGGGUUCCAGCAUCAUCUUCAUCUUCAGAGACCUGUAAUCUUUUCUCUUCUGGUGCCAAUGGUGUAAUAGUUUGGCUUCAAGUCAAGUGUGCGUCUGGUAACUUCAUCUCGGUCACGGAGCAAUGUCGGUUCAUUUUGCCGGCCUGUAAGCAUAGGUGGCACACUAGUAUAGCAUUUCUGCCUAAGGAGGACUUGAUGGUGUGCGGUGACCGGAGAGGGUCAUUGAUGCUGUUUCCUAAGAAGGUUGCUGGAGCACACGUGUCUUUGCAGAAUGACUGUGCACCAUCUAUGUGUAUCUCCAUAGACCUGGUGUCUAAGGGCGAACAUCUGAUUCUUGCAGAGUCCGUUCCACAAGCUCAAGAAGAAGGUCCUCUCUCUGUUCUGUUUGGAAUUCACGGCAAAUUAGGAGUAACAUCAGUCACUUGCCGGGAUGAGUUUGUGUACAGCAGUGGUCGAGAUGGCUUUUACCGCCAGCUGAAGGUAGAAGGAGGACAGCUCAUCAUGCUCCGCAAAUUGAAGUCUUACAAGGGAAUGGAAUGGAUUGAGCGUCUGUCCUUCACACCUGAUGGCGACUUAGAAGUACUCGGCUUUCACUCCACCGACUUUGUGAUUUGGAGUGUGAGAACCAACGAGAAACUCCAUUGCGUUCCUUGCGGGGGAGGACACAGAUCUUGGAGCUACAAGAAGGAAGGACCGAUGGAAGUGUUUGCCUAUAUCAAAUCUGGUGAUAUAUUUGCCUAUCAGAGUCAACCUGUUGAAAGACUUCAGACGGUAAUAAAGGAGCCCCUCCAUGGCAGAGAGCUGACCUGUGUUAAGUAUGCUGGAACGAUCAAGAAUCCCAAUAUGGAACAUCUUGAUAUUCUCAUUACAAGCAGCGAAGACACCACUGUUAGUGUAUUGUCCUUUAACAAGGUCUCCAAACAGAUAUGUUGUCUCUCUACCAUCAGCGAUCACCUCUCCAAUGUGAAAACCUUGGCGUUAGCUGGAACCAAACACGAAGAACAAGACAAUGCUGUCUUAUCCACUGUGCUGUUCACUGCAGGUGGUAGGGCUGAGAUUGAGGUCUAUCGUUUAAACCUCCAAGAGGCCGCAGGUUCUGUUACAUGUCAAGUCAUCCACUUGGCUUCCCACAGACUGGAUGAGCACUGGGAGAGAUUAAAGAACAAGCACAAAAUGGUCAAGAUGGACCCUGAAACCAGGUACAUGAAUGUAAGAGCACUGGAUCAGAUGUCGGACAGCGGAUCUCCCGCCUCCUCCUGUCUGUACCUGGCAGCUGCGUGCAGCGAUGGAUCUGUAAGGUUCUUUGUGAUGGGUGAGAAUUCUCGGCGGAUGAUUCUGGCAGCAGAGACUUUUUACCACCAGCGCUGUGUGCUGAAAGUAGAGACCUUUGUGCACAAAUCGGCCAACUCUUCCAGAGUUAUGCUGUGCAGCGCGGCUACGGACGGCUGCAUUGCAUUUUGGGAUAUAACUAGCACCGUUUCCAAUGCUGGUAGAAUGCUGGAGAAGGAGCAUUCAGAAGUCCAGCCUCAGGACCUAGGAACACUCUGCCUCACCGUCUCCGCUCAUCAGUGUGGCAUCAACAGCCUCCACGUGCAGAGGACUACGGCUGGUCAUUAUAUGGUGGCCAGUGGAGGAGAUGACAAUUCCAUCCACAUCUGCUGGCUGACGUUGGACCACGUGCCUGAAGACGGUGAGACUGGCAGCGCUCAACUUCUUAAAUCGUUCUCUACCCCCUCCGCUCAUGCCGCCCAUGUCACCGGGCUGCGCAUCCUCAGGGAGGACCUUUUGGCGUCGGUGUCUGUGGACCAACGCCUGAUCCUGUGGAAUCUUGGGGACAGUAGUCUUUCGCACGCGGCCACCAGAUUUUGUCACGUGGCGGACGUGUCUGAGCUAGACUGCUGGGAGGAGCACUCUAAUGGAGGACACUUGUGUGUGCUCUGUGGACAAGGGCUGGAGAUCGUGAGGCUCAAAACACUAGGUGCCGGGAGAAACAUGUGAGAUUCUAUGUACAGAUGUAGGCAUGCUCAUCUUACUGCGGUGCGGCAUUUUGCAUCAUUGAAAUACAGUAUGUUUUUAAAAUAAAAAAAUACUAUUUAUAUUUCUCAGAGCUUUAUGCAGGUUUUAGCAACCAAACAGUAUAAUUAAUCACGUUGUCAGAACCCCUCUGCUUAAAUAAAUAUUAUUUUGGAA